Molecule: messenger RNA, 1092 nt
Organism: Kalmanozyma brasiliensis GHG001
Lineage: Eukaryota; Fungi; Basidiomycota; Ustilaginomycetes; Ustilaginales
Product: 3-beta hydroxysteroid dehydrogenase/isomerase
Exons: 1
Coding region: 1-1092 (363 amino acids)
Biological process (GO): steroid biosynthetic process
Molecular function (GO): 3-beta-hydroxy-Delta5-steroid dehydrogenase (NAD+) activity
Source: RefSeq, a predicted model, not a curated record
AUGCCAGCCAUCAACUCCAACUCGCACGUCCUCGUCACUGGCGGUUCCGGCUUCAUCGCCAUCUGGUGUGUCUACCAGCUCCUCGAGCGCGGUCACAAGGUGCGCGCCACCGUUCGCUCCGACGACAAGGGCAAAUAUCUCCAAUCCGUCUUCUCCAAGUACGGCGACUCGCUCUCCUACGCCAUCGCUGAAGACCUCGAAGCUCCCGGUGCUUUCGAUUCUGCGGUCCAGGGUGUCGACGCUGUCCUUCACACCGCCUCGCCGUUCCAUUUCAACGUCGAGGGUGAUCCCAAGCGAACCCUCAUCAACCCAGCCGUCAACGGCACGCGCAACGUGCUCAAUUCGAUUCACCAGCACGGCAAGGACGUCAAGCGCGUGGUCGUCACCUCGUCCUUCGCUGCGAUCCUCGACUCCACCCGCCAGGGUCACAUUGUGUACACCGAGAAGGACUGGAACCUGUCUUCCGUGGAAAACGUCGAGAAGAAGGGCAAGGAUCAGGAGGCACCCGAUGCCUACCGCGCCAGCAAGACCAUGGCCGAGCGCGCGGCGUGGGAGUUUGUCGAACAGAACAAGCCCAGUUGGGAUCUUGUCACCGUCAACCCACCGCUCGUGUUCGGGCCCAUCAUUCACCAAGUUGCAGCCGCAGAGAAGCUGAACACUUCGGUCGGGUUCGUCUGGGGUCUCCUCCACGGCAGCAAGAAGGAGGAGGACCUCCUGGCGCCUGCUGGAAACUGCGUCGAUGUUCGUGACGUAGCAUACGCCCACGUCGAAGCUCUGGUCAGGGACGACGCCGGCAGCAACCGCUUUGCCACCUCCCUCGGUCCUUUCACCUACCAGGACGUCGUCGAUAUCAUCCACGAGGACAGCAGCGUCCCCGAAGAGUGGAAGAAGCAAGUCCCCGUCGGCAAGAAGGGCGCCGGAAAGGAGGUCAAGCAGAACGAGCUCGACGGAUCCAAGGCUACCAAGGUGCUCGAUCUGAAGUAUGUUCAGCUUAAGCAGGUCGUGCAGGACAUGGUGGCUAGUUUGGCUGAUUACGAGAAGCGCGGCUGGAAGGGCGUGCCCAGUGAGGACAUCCUCUCGCGCACCAAGUAG